AUGCUCCCUACUGCAUCUACAUCAUCGACUGUUUUAUCAUCUGAUUUUGAAAUUCCUUAUAAUUCCAGUGUUCAUGUUGAGCUAGAGGCUUUAAUAUCUCAGAACGAAAGUGACAAGGAUGUUAAGCAGCACCGAUAUGCAUUUCAAACAAGGAGUCCUAUUGAUGUUCUGGAUGAUGGCUACCAGUGGAGAAAGUAUGGGAAAAAGAAUGUGAAAAACAAUAGUUUCCCAAGGUGUGCUCAUCGAGGGUGCAAUGUUAAGAAACAAAUCCAACGCCAUUCCCAAGAUGAGCAGAUCGUGGUCACAACCUACGAAGGGACACAUACACACCCUGUGGAUAAGUCAGUGGAAACCUUCGAUCAGAUCUUGGGAAACCUACUCAUAAGCAACCUACUCAGUAAUGUGCCGCCCCCGUUGGAAUAG
Molecule: messenger RNA, 423 nt
Organism: Sphenostylis stenocarpa
Lineage: Eukaryota; Viridiplantae; Streptophyta; Magnoliopsida; Fabales; Fabaceae
Source: the annotation of a GenBank genome assembly